UUGACCAAAAAGCUUAAAUCUAACAUUUGAUUCACACGAGGUGGUUUGACCGAGUACACACAGUUUGACGAAAACACCGCCGGAGACACACAGGACGUGGAAGACAAUGGCCCAGGCAGCGGACUCCAUCCUGCACAGCGGCUACUUCCACCCCACUCUCAGAUACUGGCAGACGUGUGCGUCAGACCUCAGGCCUGACAAUCUCAUCUACCCCAUCUUCAUAACUGACAGUCCUGAUGCAGUGGAACCGAUUGCAAGCCUGCCAGGUCAAGCAAGAUAUGGGAUCAAUAAGCUAGAAGGUAUGCUGCGCCCUCUUGUGGAAAAAGGCUUGAAAUGCGUGCUGAUUUUUGGAGUUCCUGCUAAAAUCGCGAAGGAUGAGCGAGGCUCUGGGGCUGACACUGACGACACUCCUGCUGUUCAAGCUGUGAAGAAACUGCGAGCUCUGUUUCCUGAUCUAGUGCUGGCUUGUGAUGUGUGUCUCUGUCCGUACACAUCACACGGUCACUGUGGGAUCCUGCGUGACGACGGCACCCUGGACAACGCAGCUAGUUGUCUGAGAUUGGCAGAGGUGGCGCUGGCAUACGCACGUGCUGGUUGUCACAUUAUCGCUCCGUCUGACAUGAUGGAUGGACGGAUUGCAGCCAUUAAGCAAGCGCUCAUUUCUAACAGUCUCGGGAACAAGGUUUCAGUAAUGAGCUACAGUGCCAAGUUUGCAUCCUGUUAUUAUGGGCCUUUUAGAGAUGCCGCUCAGUCCAAGCCAGCUUUCGGAGACAGGAGGUGCUACCAGCUUCCCCCCGGUGCCCGAGGACUUGCUCUGCGAGCUUGUGAGCGAGAUGUAAAAGAGGGAGCCGAUAUGCUGAUGGUGAAACCAGGACUGCCUUAUCUCGAUAUCAUCAGGGAGGUUAAGGAUAAGCACCCGACACACCCUCUGGCGGUGUACAACGUGUCCGGAGAGUUUGCAAUGCUGUGGCACGGAGCGCAGGCCGGAGCCUUUGACCUGCGUACAGCCGUGCUGGAAUCCAUGACCGCUUUCCGUCGGGCAGGAGCAGACAUCAUCAUCACAUACUACACCCCCCAGCUGCUCACGUGGCUUACGGAGUGAUGUCCAGCUCCGCUCACAUGGAUGGCUUCUGAUUUAUUCCAAAGUGCAUUAAGAGUUAAUGAUAACUGAGGAUUUGCUGGAAUCUUGUAAUUGACACUAUGAUUUUUAUAUUCUAGUCCAAUGUUAAUCAUGUGUAUAAUUAUUAAACCAUGUUGCUUAAAAAAUAAAUAUAGCAAACUAACACAUCGUCCUAAGAACAGAUAGUUAACCUCAUAUUGAUUAUGUUGAAAUAUCAAUCUUUUUCUUUUUUUUUUUAUGAGUACCAGCUUUCCAAAAUUAUACAAAUUAUAUUGAAACAUGUAAUUAUGGGUCUGAUUGCUUUUGUGUCAGUUCUAAACAUGAUUUUGAUCUAUAACAUGAUGAAAUAGAAUGAGAAAUUCAUAAAUACCCAGGAGGUCGAUCAGAGAGUAACUGAGUUUCGAUGGAAUAAUGAAUAUACACUCAGUAGCACUUUUGUCACGGAUGGAUCCUUAAAACAUUUAUGCAAUAAAUGUACUGUUGCUAUGCAGAA
Molecule: messenger RNA, 1613 nt
Organism: Clarias gariepinus (North African catfish)
Lineage: Eukaryota; Metazoa; Chordata; Actinopteri; Siluriformes; Clariidae
Gene: alad
Product: aminolevulinate dehydratase
Exons: 12
Coding region: 107-1102 (331 amino acids)
Biological process (GO): heme biosynthetic process
Cellular component (GO): cytosol
Molecular function (GO): zinc ion binding; porphobilinogen synthase activity
Source: RefSeq, a predicted model, not a curated record